GCCCCCGGCAUCCGGGUCCGGAACCUCCUUUCCAGCAGUGACACGCUCCCCUGAAGACCCGGUCACCAGUUAAGUGACAGGCGCGACUGCCAGACAAAUAGGAUGCCCAUAUGGAGAGAUUUCUCAAACUCCUAAGUACACGAGAACGGGCUCAAGCUACUUAAAAGUGGAAGUAGAUGUUCAGAUUGUCAUCGGCAAUUGUCCUGGAAUGUUUGUCUUUAUCGUUAGAGAGAAAGGGAAUGUGUGAUGUCCCGGGGCUCUGGCUAGAGGGCCCUGGUAGUUAAUCCUGACGCCUGAAUUUAGUCCCCAGAACCCACGUUGUGGAAGGGGAGAACGAAAUCCCGCAGUCUGAUCUCCACACUCGACUUGGCACACACACAAGUACACUUACGACAGAUAAGUGAAUGUUUAAACAAGGGUGGGAUUUUCUUUUAAGGAUAGCCUAGUGGGGCCAGUCUGGGAGAAAGUGAGAUCAAAGCUGCAUGGCUAAUAAUAACAGUGAGUAAGAGAGUUUCAGACAGCUUCAGUGCUGUGAAGAAUAUAAUGGUGUGACCUGGUGGAGAUUGGCUGGCUGCGAUUGAGCGAGCCUGAGGAGCUAUGGCAUGCAAGAUAAGGAAGAGCCUACCUCGUAGCCGCAGGGAGAAGGGCAACAGGAACCUUGCUCUUACAGAAAGAAUCGCCACUGACUGAGCCGGAGAAGCUGGCUGGGGCCCAAAGAGAGGAAGGCUGUAGGGACAUUGCUGGUUCUUCAGGGGUUUGUAAGGGGUUGGGGAGCUGUCCCAAGGUAACAGGUGGGACACUAGUGGUCAAUCUUGGAGAUAUGCCACAAAGAGGGUUUGAACAAUGGGAUCGUGUGGGGGAUGAGUGAUACGGGAGUGGGGGGGGGUGCUUCCCCAAAGGGAAGGAGGAGAGUUGUAGGCUGUGGGUGGAGGAUGGCUUGGGGAGGUGGGCAGUGCCUCCAUGCUUAACGUGAAUCUGGAAGAGGCCAGGCCAAGGCUAGGGCAACCUGGGAAGAGACAGGAGAGCUGCCCACUCCGUGCUGCUCCGGAAGUGGUGUCCCUCCCAGACUGUCUCAGACCCGGCCCUUACCUUUCUUCUCACAGAAGCCUGGCUGACUUGUUGGGUACUGCCAUGGAGGAGCCACAGUCAGACCUCAGCAUUGAGCCCCCUCUGAGUCAGGAGACAUUUUCAGACUUGUGGAAACUACUUCCUCAGAACAACGUUCUGUCCACCUCGCUGACAUCUAAUUCCAUGGAAGAUCUGUUCCUGUCCCAGGAUGUUGCAAACUGGUUAGAAGACCCAGAUGAGGCUCUCCAAGUGUCAGCAGCGACUUCUGCAGCCCAGGACCCUGUACCGGAGGCUCCCGUGCCGGUGGCCCCGGCACCAGCCACUCCUUGGCCCCUUUCGUCUUCUGUCCCAUCCCAGAAAACCUACCAGGGCAAAUAUGGUUUCCGUCUGGGCUUCCUACACUCAGGGACGGCCAAAUCUGUCACAUGCACGUACUCCCCUCCCCUCAAUAAGCUAUUCUGCCAGCUGGCAAAAACAUGCCCUGUGCAGCUGUGGGUCACCUCCACCCCGCCGCCUGGCACCCGUGUCCGUGCCAUGGCCGUCUACAAGAAGUCACAACACAUGACAGAAGUCGUGAGACGCUGCCCCCACCACGAGCGCUGCUCCGAUGGCGAUGGUUUGGCUCCUCCUCAGCAUCUUAUCCGGGUGGAAGGAAAUUUGCGUGCCGAGUAUCUGGAUGACAGGCAGACUUUUCGGCACAGUGUGGUAGUGCCAUACGAACCACCUGAGGUUGGCUCCGACUGUAGUACCAUCCACUACAACUAUAUGUGUAAUAGCUCCUGCAUGGGAGGCAUGAACCGCCGGCCCAUCCUUACCAUCAUCACGCUGGAAGACCCCAGUGGGAACCUGCUGGGACGGAACAGCUUUGAGGUUCGUAUUUGUGCCUGUCCUGGGAGAGACCGUCGCACUGAGGAAGAAAAUUUCCGGAAAAAGGGAGAACCUUGCCCAGAACUGCCCCCAGGGAGUGCCAAACGAGCUCUGCCCACCAACACCAGCUCCUCCCCCCAGCCAAAGAAAAAGACACUUGAUGGGGAUGGGGGAUACUUCACCCUUAAGAUUCAUGGUCGGGAACGCUUCGAGAUGUUCCGAAAGCUGAAUGAGGCCUUGGAGUUCAAGGAUGCUCAUGCCGCAAAGGGGUCAGGAGACAGCAGGGCUCACUCCAGCUACCUGAAGUCCAAGAAGGAACAGUCUACCUCCCGUCAUAAAAAACUAAUGAUCAAGAGAGAGGGACCUGAUUCAGACUGACUUCCUCUGCCCCCAAUCAGCAACCUCCGAUCCCCCUUCUCCUGUCCUGCCAUUGUGUGACUUGGGUGGUGGGAUACACCAACUCAGCUUUUAGGAUUCUGACCCUGAGAAGAGUCUUGAAGAGAGGAAGAAAAUUCCUGUAGGUGGGGUUGAAGUUUCCAAUUGGCUAUAUGCAGCGGUGAGGCUUUUAUACCUUGUGGCUAAGACUUGGCCCCCUCUGUGAGCGCUGGUUCCUGGCCCCUGUUGGGGGAUGGGUUGGUAGUUGCCAGGUCUCUGCUGGCCCAGCGAAAUCCUAUCCAGCCACUUGUUGGACCGUGGCACCUAAAAUGAAAUUUCACCCCACCAUACACCCUGUAAGAUUCUAUCUUGGGCUCUCAGGGUCCCUAUCCACCGAAACCCAUUUUCCUUCCACCCUGUGCUCAGGAUCAGUGUCUUUGAAACUCUGCCUCCCCUUUCUGCCUUUACCACCCCCUCCCUUUUUAUACCCCCUUUUAUAUAUCAAUCUCUUAUUUUACAAUAAAAUUUUGUUAUCACUUGUA
This is a messenger RNA of Onychomys torridus (southern grasshopper mouse), 2852 nucleotides long. RefSeq names its product tumor protein p53 (gene Tp53). Gene Ontology annotation, molecular function: DNA-binding transcription factor activity, RNA polymerase II-specific; RNA polymerase II cis-regulatory region sequence-specific DNA binding; protein binding. The transcript is spliced from 11 exons. Bases 961 to 2313 code for a protein of 450 amino acids. The record is from RefSeq and is a predicted model, not a curated record. Gene Ontology annotation, biological process: apoptotic process; regulation of transcription by RNA polymerase II; protein tetramerization. Lineage: Eukaryota; Metazoa; Chordata; Mammalia; Rodentia; Cricetidae. Gene Ontology annotation, cellular component: nucleus.